Polypterus senegalus (gray bichir) is the source of this 2560-nucleotide messenger RNA. RefSeq names its product chromodomain Y-like protein 2. The record is from RefSeq and is a predicted model, not a curated record. The coding region runs from base 216 to 1673 and encodes 485 amino acids. Gene Ontology annotation, cellular component: nucleus. NCBI's taxonomy places the organism in Eukaryota, Metazoa, Chordata, Cladistia, Polypteriformes, Polypteridae. Gene Ontology annotation, molecular function: transcription corepressor activity. The transcript is spliced from 7 exons.
GGGCUCGAUUGACGCUGCCUGCUUGAGCUGCUAUCGCUGCUGCCACUGGCGCGGCGGCUGCUACUGCUGCUUGCCGCUGUCGCUGCUGUUGAGAAUCACAAGGCGGUGUGCGGAUAGCCGCCGAUUCGGUCUUCACUCGCUGCGAGACACACGGACGGGGAGCUGAGAGGAGAGCGAGCCAAGCACACAGCGCAGUCCAAGUUCCGCAUCAAGGCAUGGCUUCGGGAGACCUUUACGAGGUAGAAAAAAUAGUUGACAGACGAAAGAAUAAAAAAGGAAAAUGGGAAUAUCUAAUUCGAUGGAAGGGUUAUGGCAGCAAUGAAGAUACGUGGGAGCCAGAAAAUCAUCUCCUUCAUUGUGAAGAGUUUAUUGAUGAAUUUAAUGGACUACAGUUUCCCAAAGACAAACGUUCCAAACCAGGAAAGCAUGCUGGAGCACCUCGUUUUCUGAGGCGAGGCAUAUCUUCAGAUGGAAUUCGGGGAAAAGCUGCAGCCCAGAGGAAAAGAAGAAGUAGCUCAAGUGGUUCUCAGAAACAACGAAAAGCCUGUGCUGGUAAACAUCAAGGUGAUAGGGCUACAAAGACUGUUACAUACAGGACAACACCAAGUGGGUUACAAAUCAUGCCAAUGAGAAAGCCACACAAUGGAGUACAAAAUGGAGACAGCAACUUGCAUUAUGGAAAUGCAGACCACUCGCCUAAUGAUGAAACAGAAAAUGAAAUGCCAGAUGAUCUAGACAUCAGUGAUUCUCCCUUGAUGAAUGGAAUUGGGCCUGCUCUGUCAAAUGGUGGAAUUAAUUUGCACAGUUCAGUAAAAAGAAAACUAGUGGAAGAUAAAGACUAUGUGUUUGACAAAAGGCUAAGAUACAAUGUUCGACAAAAUGAAGGCAACUGUCGAUUCAGGGACAUUGUGGUUAGGAAAGAAGACGGUUUCACACAUAUAUUGCUAUCAAGCCAAACAUCUGACAACAAUGCAUUGACUCCAGAGAUUAUGAAAGAAGUACAGCGAGCUUUGUGUAAUGCGUCAGCAGAUGACAGCAAGUUGCUCCUUCUCAGUGCAGUUGGCAGUGUUUUCUGCAGUGGUCUGGAUUACUCUUACCUUAUUGGCAGAUUAUCAAGUGACAGGAGGAAAGAGAGUGCAAGGAUUUCAGAGGCUAUAAGGGAAUUCGUGAAAGCUUUUAUUCAGUUCAAGAAGCCUAUUGUAGUAGCAAUUAAUGGACCAGCACUGGGAUUAGGAGCUUCUAUCCUUCCUCUCUGUGAUAUAGUAUGGGCCAGUGAGAAGGCCUGGUUUCAGACCCCCUGUGCCACAAUCAGGUUGACUCCAGCGGGCUGCUCAUCUUACACAUUCCCUCAGAUAUUAGGAGUCGCUUUGGCGAAUGAAAUGUUGUUCUGUGGAAGAAAGCUAACAGCACAAGAGGCUUGUAGCAGAGGUCUGGUAUCACAAGUGUUCUGGCCUACAACUUUCAGUCAAGAAGUUAUGCUGCGAGUGAAGGAAAUGGCUGCCUGCAGCGCAUUGGUACUGGAAGAAUCCAAAUGCCUUGUACGGAGUUUCUUGAAAUCAGUGCUGGAAGAUGUAAAUGACAAAGAGUGCCAGAUGUUGAAACAGCUGUGGGGCUCCUCCAAGGGACUGGAUACUCUAUUUAGUUAUUUACAGGACAAAAUCUAUGAAGUGUGAAUUCAUCAUCAGCCAUCAUAAAAGAAGAAAAAGGUUUAUUUAUUAAUUUAUUAUUUUUUGAAUUGGCACUUAUGACUUCAAAGGAAUACAAAGGUCAUGUUCCUUGAAGGUGUUUCCUCCUGCAGUUAUCCAAUACAAAGGUGUCUGUGGAGCUGCCAGACCAGUAUGGGCUAAAUGAAAAGACUCUACAAAGGGAUCAUCCAAUGCCAGCAGCAUAAAAGUCUGAAAGAUGAGUGGUCCUUUGGUCUUUUGUAUUAUUGCCGAUGAUUUCCAAGAUCUGCCACAAAAUCCCACGUCUGAAGCCAACAUGCGUGGGAAAUCUGGCAAAACUCUUUUUAAAAUAGUACUGGCAUAUUUCACUUUAACUUAGUUGUAAAUUUGUUAUACAAAACUGUAAUCAUAAGACAUUUUGUAAAAUAUCUUCCUCAAUGUGUUUGUUAAUAUCUAAUAGGAGUAGACUUUUCCAUCGGGUUGGAUCAUUGUAGUGUGGAGGAAUGAUUGGUUAUGGAAAACCAACAGAUUGCACGAUAAUAUCCCAGGAGAUACCUCAUCUUGAGAACACAUUCCUGAGUGCUGAGUACUUCAGCAAUGAGGGUAUAUUUGAAUAAUGUGGGCUCAGUGUAUAAACUAAAGAUGUAAUUCAUUUAAUAAUUACAUACUGGUGUAAUUCCUACUAACCCAUUUAUUUAUUUUCACUUUUAUUUGUUUAUUUUUCCAUCCAGGUGUGCCUGAUCUGAUAAACAGUAUUUAUUUUUGUAUAUAGGGAUGCAUGGGUAUGCAUUGUUCAAAAAAGAAGCUUUACACAAAAUCUGAAAGUGAAAUUAUAUUUUCUCUGCCUUAGUAAAUUAUUCCCUCUUAAAACUUGUCUUGAAUAAAGACUCGAUUAC